AUGUCAUUCACAUCCAUCCCAAUCCUCGACCUGGAUCUAUCCAGGAAUCCGGCCACCAAGCCCGAGUUUCUCAACCAGCUUCGCCAUGCACUCAUGGAAGUUGGCUUCUUGUAUCUAAAAAAUGUAGGCAUUUCACAGGAGUUGUGGGAUGAAGUCAUCAGACAGGGCAAAGGCUUCUUCGACAUUCCCCAGGAAGAAAAACUAAAGAUUGAAAUGAAGAAUGCACCUUCAUUUCUGGGCUACUCUCAACUCUCUGCAGAGAUCACUGCCGGGGCCAUAGAUCACAGGGAGCAGAUUGACCUCUCAACCGAGCAUGUCCUCCCUGGCCCCGAUGCGCCACGGUUUUACAACUUGCUCGGUCCUAAUCAGUGGCCCUCAGAAGAAAGCGCGCCGGGAUUCCGAAGCACUUACACCGAAUAUAUGCGCCAAAUGGGCGAUAUCACCAUCUACUUUACCUCGUUGAUUGCCGAGGCGAUCAAGUUACCAAAGGACGCCUUUGAAAAGUACUUCGAGGCGGAUCCGCAGCACAAGCUCAAGAUUGUCAAAUAUCCGGACUUGGCUGAGCUGGGACUUCCAGAAGGGACUCAAGGGCAAGGCGUAGGCCCGCACAAGGACAGCAUGCUGACCAGCUACUUGCUUCAAGCCACGAACCACCGAGGUCUGCAGGUCCAAAACGUCCAAGGCAAAUGGAUCGACUGUCCCCCCAUCGACAGAACGCUUGUGGUGGCUAUUGGACAGGGCAUGGAGGCGUUGACUCAGGGCGUCUGCGUGUCAACAACGCAUCGUGUCUUGUCCCCCGCCGCAGGGACCGGUGCGCGGUUUAGCAUCCCAUUCUUCCAAGGUGUUAAGUUGGAUGCCACAUUUGAAGAAUUGGAGACGGUUGGAAUCGGCAAAGUCCCCGAAGAAGUUAAGGAGCAGCGUCAACAGAUCGUAGAGAGAAUCGGUGGUCGCAUCGAUGAUGUCGAGUUUACGUUCCGGAAAGGCUCUGUGGCUACCACAAUGGGAGAGGCAACUCUGCGCAACAGGGUCAAGAGUCAUCAGGAUGUGGGACAACGCUGGUACCCGGACAUCCUAAAGUCAAUCCUCGAGGAACAAGCACAGGCUGCGCAGAAGCAGCAGGCCCGCAAUGUGCCCAAGCCAGCUGCAGAAGUGACUCCCACAGCCGUAGAGGCGCACUAA
Trichoderma aggressivum f. europaeum is the source of this 1179-nucleotide messenger RNA. RefSeq lists its product as uncharacterized. Gene Ontology annotation, molecular function: 2-oxoglutarate-dependent dioxygenase activity. The record is from RefSeq and is a predicted model, not a curated record. NCBI's taxonomy places the organism in Eukaryota, Fungi, Ascomycota, Sordariomycetes, Hypocreales, Hypocreaceae. The transcript is spliced from 2 exons. Bases 1 to 1179 code for a protein of 392 amino acids.